This is a messenger RNA of Saprolegnia diclina VS20, 1096 nucleotides long. RefSeq lists its product as hypothetical. The transcript has 5 exons. Gene Ontology annotation, molecular function: protein binding. NCBI's taxonomy places the organism in Eukaryota, Oomycota, Saprolegniomycetes, Saprolegniales, Saprolegniaceae. Bases 86 to 1057 code for a protein of 323 amino acids. The record is from RefSeq and is a predicted model, not a curated record.
CGCGGCCAAUCGCAACCGUAGAGGCAGCUCGUCCGGAUACGGUGCCGGGUGCGAUGCUGUGAGGAGGCAGAGUCGAACGGCGUCGAUGGUGGCCGAGAUAACGAGCGUCGCCGUGCCGCUGCGGCUUGUGAUCAAGUUGCGCACGUACGAUCUCUCGUGGAAUGCGUCCUUGCCCGCCGAGUCGCUCCUCGACAUGGCACGCGACCUCACCGAGCAGCAGAUGACGCUCGAUGGGCUCUUCAAUGCGACCCAAGGCCGCGAGGUCGACUUGACGGCGCCGCUGGGACAGUCGGUGGCGCCCAACGACGUCGUCGAGGCCAAGAGCUUCCUCGACAUGCCAGACGAUUCGUACAGUACGCUGCCUUGGUUCGCCGCGACCACGUCCCAAGAUGGUCUCUUCUACCAGCAGCUUUGCGCCAUGGCGAUCGUCGGGAAGCGCGAGAACCGACGCGUCGCCAAAGAAAUGCGUCAGCGCGCCAAGGACACGGACCAGCUCCUGUCGCUGAUGGCGCUCUACUUCCAAACGUCGCCGGACCAGCCCAACGUGGCAGUCAUCGAGGACCGACCGCGGGUCGUACGGGCGCGCCGGGCGUUGUCAUCGUCGGCACCUGUCGCACCGCCGUCGCCAAUCGUCGCGUCGAUCGUCGCACGGUCCCCGCCGCGGUCGCCCGACGUUAGCGCGUUUACCGACUCGGAUUCAGAGGACCCGCCGAUGGCAUCGCCGCCGCCUCGCGCGACGCCGCCUCCGCCCGUCAAGGUCACGACACCUGACGAUAUGUUUGACGUCGUCUUCACGCAAAAGGCCAUUGGCCUCAAACUCAUCAUGGACGAUACCAAGCGGUAUGCGAUCGUGCGCGAGUGCAUGGCUGGCUCCGAGGCCAAUCGAUACCCUGACAUUCGACCGGGCGUCGCCGUCGUGGCCGUCAACGGGCAGAGCGUACACGGCAUCGGACUCAACCGAACCCUCUCUCGGCUGCGAGAAGCGCCGCGGCCGGUGGUCGUCCGCUUUGGCCACGCCGCCAAGGCGAGCAGUGCGUCGUGGAGCGAUGUCUUGUAACUAGCGACCAAUCAAUAUACAUCAGCAGUGAACCGUCGU